Durio zibethinus is the source of this 673-nucleotide messenger RNA. Its product is annotated as photosystem II reaction center proteins PsbY, chloroplastic-like. Gene Ontology annotation, cellular component: chloroplast thylakoid; photosystem II; membrane. The record is from RefSeq and is a predicted model, not a curated record. Lineage: Eukaryota; Viridiplantae; Streptophyta; Magnoliopsida; Malvales; Malvaceae. Gene Ontology annotation, biological process: cell redox homeostasis; photosynthesis. Gene Ontology annotation, molecular function: manganese ion binding.
GCCUAAUCCUCAGCCGAAGCCAACUGAACCCAAACAUCAAAUGGCAGCAAGCGUAGCUACAAUGGCCAUGCUCAAUGCAAAAUGCCUGAGCAUUAGCUCAAGCAAGAUGAUCAACCCAACAAAGCCAACCGCAAAACCCAUCUCCCUUCUCUCCAUGCACAACCUCCCCAAAGGCCUCACCAUCUCUAAACCAUCUGACAACUCAAACCUCGCUUCUUCACUAGCCGGCACUGCCAUUGCUGGAGCUAUUUUUUCAACCUUGAGCUCAUGCGAUCCUGCCUAUGCUGCACAACAGAUUGCUGAAAUAGCCGAAGGAGAUAACCGUGGGCUAGCUCUAUUGCUUCCCAUAAUCCCAGCCAUCGCUUGGGUGCUUUUUAACAUCCUCCGGCCAGCACUUAAUCAGCUGGACCGGAUGAGAAGCACCAAGGGGGUGAUCAUUGGACUAGGACUUGGAGGAUUGGCCGCAUCAGGAUUCAUGUCAACUCCAGAAGCAUCAGCAAGUGAAAUUGCCAUGAUUGCUGAUGCUGCAUCUAGUGACAACAGGGUACCCUUCUUCUUUUCGUUGUAGCUCCAGCUCUUCUUUGGGUGGCCUACAACAUUCUGCAACCGGCUUUGAACCAGCUCAACAGGAUGAGGUCUCAGUGAGAUAUGGAUUUUGUUGUGUGUGAUGGCA